This is a messenger RNA of Parnassius apollo (apollo), 780 nucleotides long. The record is from the annotation of a GenBank genome assembly. NCBI's taxonomy places the organism in Eukaryota, Metazoa, Arthropoda, Insecta, Lepidoptera, Papilionidae.
AUGUCGGUGCAACGCUCUCCGCCCGGUGGGUUAGUCCCACCAAGCACUAAAAUGCACUAUAGUUCAGAUCCGACCCUUAACGAGAUUGCCAACAUAGAUGAAAAUAUUCAUAGCUAUAGCAUCACCAAGCGACAGAAACGUACAUUUGAUAACUUAAAAGAUCAAUCGAGGUCAUCUAUAUCCGAAAUAAAAAAUAUGUUUUCUGAACUUAAAGAACAACAAGAUCAUAAGUUUGAAUUGUUGAAUAACACUCUCACUGCUAUAAUGACACAAAACCAAGACUUACACAAAUCGCUCGAAAUGUUUACUAAUCGGCAUGAAGAAUUACUACAAAAAAUUAAUAUCCUGGAACAAGAAAAUAACGAUUAUAAGAAGCGAGUGUGCGUCUUGGAACAUAAAUUAGAUCACUUAGAAAGAAAUGCGAGUAGUACAACUAUUGAAAUCCGCAACUUAUCCAAACAAAAUAAUGAAAAUAAAGAAGUUCUGACUCACAUAAUCCAGAAACUUGGCUCGACAUUGGGCCUGGAAACCUCAAUUCAGGAAUCGGAAAUCAGAAACAUUUAUCGCUUCAGAUCUGAGACACUGGUGGUAGACUUCACCACGUCCCUUCGGAAAGAAUCCAUUAUAUCAAAAUACAAAAUAUAUAAUAAAGCAAAACGCGAAGGUUACAAAUUCUACACCACGAAUUUAUCAAAAGAUAAAAUUAUGCUGCAGCUGUGCAUGUGCCAAGAAGAUGACGUAUCUAUUUCGCAAAUGGGUAUGCGGUGUACUCGAGAAUGA